GCUUGGAUCGUUUCUCCUGUUUCCAGCUCUCUGGCCUGCGAAGGCCAUUCGUGUGAACCCGCUUGAGCACUGGAGUAGUCCCCAAUCGCUUAUCAUCCCUUUCAUCUUGCGAGGUAGCGGCAGGUGUUGCGUGCGGACGCUUGGAGGAGGGCGGCGGCGUGAGGAGGGUACCGAGGGCGAUGAGCGCCGUGGACAAAGUCAGCACUGCGCAAGAAGUACGACUGAGGGCGGCCAAAUCGUCCAGAAGACAUCACAAGCAGCAGGAAAAGGCACGACUCGUCUAUCGGGCCAAGGACAAGCCGACUGAGGCUGUCCAGGCAUCCACUGUUUGCGACUCACCCCAGUCCGCUCACAGCAAGACGCCUCCCACCACUCCUGACAGCAGUGAUGGCGGCCGGGAGCCAGGUCCUGCGGUGGUGAACGGCGUGGGCGCCGACGACGCGACGACAGCCACAGCCACAGCCAAGAAGAAGACGGGAGGGCGGCGGCACAAGCAGCCCAAGCCUAUAGCCGUCACUCUGCGCCUGUCGGGCACUCCCAGACCCAAGGACAGGGAACAGGAGGACGUUACUCCCGCUCAGCACAGUCAUCUGGCGGAGAGCGACGCCCACGUGUCAGAGAGCGACGCCAACCCAUCGGCUACGGCUGCUGCGUGGGGCGGCAUCACUGACGCAGUGGGCAGCUUCAUCUCGGGCACGUUUGGCGGACUUUUUGCGCACAAGGGGCAGGACGACCACACCGAUAUGGCGACCAACCAAGGUGCUGAUGCCCAGCCGCAUCACCAGCAAGGGCAGCAGGAGCCGGGCAUGCAGAAGUCUAGUUCUGGCGUGCGGGAGAGGGAGAGGGGGAGGGGUGAGAGGGCCAAGCCCGAGAGCGGGGAGAGCUCUACCAACGAGGCAGCCGCCAAGACCACCCGUCCCCCCAAGGUCAAGCGGGCCACCAUAUCCCUCGUCGGCAAGGGCAAGCCCACCCCACCGCCCGACAACAACACACCAUCAUCCAAGGGUGCUGACAAGCCCGCUGUCCUUCAGAACGGCACUGCUCCCGCUCUCAAGAAGUCGCAGCAGCGGCUGUGUGACGAAGUGGCAGCCGAGACCCAAGCGAAGGAGUCCAGUAGGGUCAACGGGGAGCACAGCACCUUGGGCGAGAGUGGAGCCAAGGAGGCCAAGUCGGAUGGGGGGCCUUCUCGCACCGACGACGACCCCCCGCCGCAGCCAUCCCCAUCGCAAUCGCAGCCCCCAGCAGGAGACGAGUCGCGUGUGAGGUCGUCGCCGAAGCGCCCCCCCGGCCCCGCUGGCCUGUUGCGUGCCGCCGUGUCGACGCUUAAGGAGCCUCCAGCCGCCCGUGAGAGGCCGCACAUGUCUGCUUCAGCUGCUGGUGCGAAGGGUGUGACGUCCCAGCCGUUUGCUGCCCCUGAGACGACGACCCCUGUGACCCUCCCCCCCGCCCCCUUCCUCGCCCCAGAGGUGUCAGUGGCAGACCCGGCCAAGCCCGCCACUUCCGCGUCAGGCAAAGACUCGCCGACCAAUGCUGGUGCUGGUGGUCGCAAGACGCGUCCGGCGGGGGUGUAUGUGCCGCCCCACGUGCGUCGAGAGAGGGAGCGGGCCAGGGAGAGGGAGCUGGAGAGGGAGAGGGAGUUGGAGAGAGAGAGGGAGUUGGAGCUGGAGCUGGAGAGGGAGCGGGAGAGAGAGAGGCAGUGCGCGAAUGACUUGGGUGGUCGCUGUGGCGAGGACAGCGCCGCAGAUGCCGAUGGUGGUAGUAGGGAUGGGGGCGAUGAGAGGCCGAGCAGCGCUCUGCCGCACAGCAAGUCCGCCAAUGCGUCGCCCGAGAGACCGCUCAAGGGCAUGCAAGGUGAGGCGAAGCGCAACACACACAAUGCCACUGGACUUAUGUGUCGUCUGUGGAUGGAUGGAUGUGUCAGGCGGUGGUUCGAGUAGUGGUGAGGGGUCGCCGUCGUCUUGUCGCCGGGCUGAGGGGGCAUCGCACUCGCACAGACGAAGGCGGGGCAAACUCAGGGUAACAGACAGACAGACAGACAGACAGACAAGAGCCCACACUGGAGACCCAUUUCCCUCUUCUGUGUGUGUGUGUGUGGUGUCUGUGUGAUUGGAUGGAUGCAGGCGUAUUCUGACGGUUCUGACGUGAGCGACGGUGGUCGGUCCUCCAAGGACGCAGAGAACGGCGAUGAUCUGCACUGGCCCUUCAGAUGCGCCAGACAGAUACGGGUGCGGACGGACGGACGACCGGACGACACAACACACACACACGUGUCACAUCAACUGGCUUCUCAAUCAAUGCGUGUGUGUGCGUGUGUGUGCAGGAUAGUCGUGACAUAGAUAUGGAGCGGCUGGCUCGCAAGUUCGAACCUGUCGACUUCGGCGUGCCGCAGCACCAGAUACUCGAGAUAGCGGUGCGUCCGCCAACUCUCACGGAUGCCGUCAACACACAGCCAUCUGUGUGUGCUGUGUGCUGUGUGCUGUGUGUGUGGCCCACAGCCGUUGGAGCCGGGAGUGUUGCGCAGUCAGAUUGUGUCAGCGUUGACGAGCAACCUGGGCAUCCGUAUAUCUGACUACACCUUCAACCUAGCAGACGACACACACGCACUCGUAAGCAAGCUGACAACCAAACACACACGCACACACACGCACACACACGCACACACACGUUUGCCUGUUGCCUAUGGGGGGACGGUGCAUAUUGAUUGCAUGGGUGUGUGUCGCUGGAUUUGGAUGGAUGAAUGCAGGUAGCAUUUCGUACGUUGGGUGACUGCCAGAAGGUCCUGGACAAGUGGUCGCAUCCCGAGUGGAACGUCACGCCACUCACACAAGCCAGCAACGUAUCCAAAGCAAAGUAAGACAGGGUCACACAACGAACACACAAGGUGAGGAUUGCAGAAUGAUUCAUGCUGUCUUGUGUCGCGGCCAUGGUCAGGUACAACGAGUUGCGCCCGCAGCCGCGCCCCGAGACCACUCUCACAGUGGCACGGCGGCUCAUCACCAGCCACCUCAACGCAUCCAUGUACGCCAGAACCAACCUCUGUGCAGUGCAUCUCACACCCACCCCACACACUAACCCAUACACUUGUCUCCCUGCCUGCCCGCCUGCCUGCCUGUGUGUGUUGGUGAAGGCGCAAGGAGCAUCUGGAGGAGGAGAAGGCCUUCCGCGAGCGCACACGACAGGAGAAACACAAGGACAAACAGCCCAAGGUGAGUCUGCCCACAGAGGCCGACCACAACACAACACAACACAACAAUCUGUGUCGUGUUGUGUUGUGUUGUGUGGCUUGUGUCAGAAGGCGAUUCGUGACGCCUGGAGCAGCGGGUCGGAGAGCGGCGACAACGACACGGCCGACUGACUGACUGACUCUCUUCCACCCACUCAGCCCCCCUGCCUCCCUGGACGACGUGUGUGUGUAUUCAUGACGCGAGCUGGUCACCGGGCCGUCCAUCUCUGUCUGUGUGUGUGUCUAUCUCUACCUAACUCUCAUAUGACGAAUUGGCGACCGGGGGUGGAUGUCUCGAUGGAUGUGUGAUUUGUGGGCGGGUGAGGUGGACUGACUGACUGAUUGAGACGAUGGACUGAUUGAGUUGCCGACAGACACUGCGUGCCUGAGAGAUGACAGCGAACGGACACACCGAAACCUUCCAUCCAUCGCGACCGUACCACAACACUUCACCCUUCUCUGUGUCCGUCCGAAAAGCAUCUGUGUGGU
Vitrella brassicaformis is the source of this 3712-nucleotide messenger RNA. NCBI's taxonomy places the organism in Eukaryota, Vitrellaceae. The record is from the annotation of a GenBank genome assembly.